This is a messenger RNA of Penicillium concentricum, 771 nucleotides long. RefSeq lists its product as uncharacterized. The coding region runs from base 1 to 771 and encodes 256 amino acids. The transcript has 2 exons. NCBI's taxonomy places the organism in Eukaryota, Fungi, Ascomycota, Eurotiomycetes, Eurotiales, Aspergillaceae. The record is from RefSeq and is a predicted model, not a curated record.
AUGGACCCAGACACCGGCAUUCCCGGAGAACCCGAACCCUCCGUCUUCAGCUAUGUGCUCUCCUUCCUACUUGUCGGCGUCGCAUGGGGCUUCACAACCCCCUUUAUCCGCCGCGCAGCAGCAGACUUCAACGCCCGACAAGAGAAACAAGCAAACGAAUCGAACUCAGGGCGCGGGAGAGCAUACUCGCAAGACUCUCCAGAAACCGGAUUCACGGAUGCGGGAGAAGAGCAGGAAUUGCUCUCUCGGGACAUUGACUCCGGUGACGAGGAAGGUGUGCGGAGACGGAGUACCAGCAGCAGUGAUGUGAACCGGAAAUCGAAGGCUCCAGAUGCUGAUACUGGACUUGAUGGUGGAAUUGCUGGACAGAGUAGCAGUCAUGAUACCACAGAAGCCAGGGAAGACGGCGCAGAUGAGGAGCAGGAUGAUGUACCCUCGCCAGCGUGGAGACGUGGAACUCCCGCGAAGCACUCAUGGCUGCGGGCGAAGAUUGUGUCUAUUUUCUGGACGGUUGUGAAUCUGCUUCGCACGCCUGCGUAUGCGAUUCCCUUGAUUAUCAAUCUCACGGGCAGUAUUUGGUUCUUUUUGCUUGUUGGAAAACAUGAACUCUCUUUGACUGUGCCGCUUGCAAACUCGAGCGCGUUCCUGUUUACUGUUCUUGGGGAAUGGUAUGUUGAUCGCAAGGUGAUUGCGAAGCAGACAUGGUUGGGGAUGGGGCUGGUACUUGGAGGGAUUGCAUUAUGUGUGCAUUCUAAGAACCAGGCUUCUUGA